Messenger RNA from Zea mays, 1319 nucleotides. RefSeq lists its product as uncharacterized. The record is from RefSeq and is a predicted model, not a curated record. NCBI's taxonomy places the organism in Eukaryota, Viridiplantae, Streptophyta, Magnoliopsida, Poales, Poaceae. The transcript is spliced from 4 exons. Bases 146 to 658 code for a protein of 170 amino acids.
AACUCGUCCAAAUCGAAAUCACUUCUAUUAAAAACUAGCAAACCCUACCUCCUCUUAUCCCCUUCUCUUGACGGCGCCACCAUGUCGCCUCCGCCCUCAACCCUAGCCGUAUCGCGCCCUCGCCCUGCCUCCAGCCCCGCGCAGUAUGCUGCUCGCUCCGGGCUCUGGUCAUCUGCCAUGCGUCGUUGGCUACUCGCCUGCUCCCAUGCUCCCUCCGGAUCUGCUGCUCUCGGUGAUUUGGCGCAGCGGCUUUGCGCCUCCACACUUGGUCGCCGGCCUCCUCACCUCCACAAGCCCACGUCGUCGCCGUCUCCUCUUCGCCAUCGCCCCGCUCGCCUCCUGUGCCAACGACCCGACCAACCUCGGCUCCUCCCUCUGCCCCUCCAUCCCAACUCCUGACAUCAAGGUGCACAGCUUCGCUGGCCCCAACGUGGCUCUGCCAAUGCCUCAAGCUCAAACAGCGAUUCUGUUAUGGCUGAAGCAGAACUUGCCUCAAAUGCUGCUGCUGGUGACACGGCGCGCGCAACGCCGGCAAGUCCUCGCUCACAAAUACCAUGGUUGGGACAAAAGUGGCUGCAGUUUCCCGCAAGACAAAUACUACGACUCACGAAAUUUUGGGGGUGCUAACAAAAGGGAACACACAGAUUUGCUUUUUUGACUCCACAGGGCUCAUGUUAGGGCACCAUGGAUUUCCUUAUAGGGACGUCACAGUUCCUGUGGAGAGUGCCUGGAGCUCAAUUAACCUAUAUGAUUUACUAAUAGUCAUGUUCGAUGUCAAUAGGCAUCUUAAUUUGUAAGUCUUCAUCACACUUUUUGGCUAAAUUAAAGUUGUUUGGCUAGUCCUUCAGAUUACUGAAAAUAUAGUUAAGAACAUUUGUAUUUUGCUAUUUCGAUUUCCAACAGUACAACUAUUGGGGAUGAUUGCUUUCCUUUAUAAAAGCAAUCAAGUAAUUUCUUAGCUAAGUUCUAGCUAUAAGUUCUGCAUGACAUGCUAUUGCCCAUGAUAAUUCUGACAGGAUUGCUUCAACUCUUUCAGGUUGAUCAGUUUUGCCUAGUCCCAGUACCAUACAAAGAUGUUCAGCUGGAUAUAAACAUUUCUCCACGUCUCUCUUCUGAAUACAUAAGUUAUCUGGAAAAUCCUGUUGAGUUGCUCAAUGAAGCGGCAAAAGCUGCAGAGAAAGAUCUAUGGAAAAUCCUGUUGAGUUGCUCAAUGAAGGCUUUUGCGAAUCACUUGAAGCGUUAGUACUUUUGUGAAUGAUUUUGUAAAGUGUUUGCAAAUAUGUGCAAAACAUAAUAACAUGUGUAGGUUUUGUGAAUGA